AAAUUCUAUUAUCAUUUUAUGUUAUAAAAAAAUAAUUACCAAUUUUUUUUCUUCAAAAAAAAAUUAAUUAAUAAAUAAGAGAGAAAAAAAGAUCUGUUAAUGGCGUCAGUGGCUGCGUGGCUCCCGUUUGCCCGUGCCGCUGCAAUCGGCUGGGUACCGAUAGCCAGUAAUCCAUUACCAGCACCACCAGUCACUGGCCGUGCAAGACGUGAUGAUGAAGAAAAAUUCAUCAUUAACGUAUCAGGCCGUCGUUUUGAAACGUGGCGAAAAACCGUUGAAAAAUAUCCGGACACAUUAUUAGGCUCAAAUGAACGGGAAUUUUUCUACGAUGAACAACGGCGUGAAUAUUUUUUUGAUCGUGAUCCUGAUCUGUUUCGUCAUAUACUCAAUUAUUAUCGAACGGGUAAAUUACAUUAUCCACGACAUGAAUGUCUGAUGAGCUAUGAUGAGGAGCUAGCAUUUUUCGGCAUCAUUCCGGAUGUAAUUGGUGAUUGUUGUUAUGAAGAUUAUCGAGAUCGUAAAAGAGAGAAUGCUGAACGUAUGAUGGAUGAUCGGAUGGAAGAAUCCGAAACAAUGAUGAGAGAUGCCACCAAAGGUUCCAUACGACAACAAAUGUGGCGUGCAUUUGAAAAUCCUCAUACAUCAACCGCUGCCCUAGUGUUCUAUUAUGUGACCGGUUUUUUCAUUGCAGUAUCUGUUGUUGCGAACGUUGUUGAAACAGUUCCAUGUACACAUAAAGAAGGCAAUCCCGAAUCAAAAGUAUCGUGUGGUGAUACAUUUAAAGUAGCGUUCUUCUGUUUGGAUACUGCCUGCGUGAUGAUAUUCUCAUGUGAAUAUAUGUUACGUUUGUAUGCUGCACCGUUACGUUGUAAAUUCAUGCGAAGCGUCAUGAGUGUCAUCGAUGUUGUCGCCAUUAUGCCAUAUUAUAUUGGUUUAUUUAUUAAAGAUAAUGAUGAUGUUUCCGGAGCAUUCGUCACCCUGAGAGUAUUCCGUGUUUUUCGUAUAUUUAAAUUUUCACGUCAUUCACAAGGAUUACGUAUCCUUGGCUAUACGCUUAAAAGUUGUGCAUCUGAGUUAGGCUUUUUAGUGUUUUCAUUAGCGAUGGCUAUCAUUAUAUUCGCCACCGUGAUGUUCUAUGCCGAAAAGAAUGUGACCAAAACAACCUUUACGAGCAUUCCAGCAGCAUUCUGGUAUACCAUUGUUACAAUGACUACUCUAGGUUAUGGUGACAUGGUACCGGCAACAAUAACCGGUAAAAUUGUCGGUGGUGUUUGUUCUUUAAGCGGUGUGUUGGUCAUUGCCUUGCCAGUACCCGUAAUUGUAUCAAAUUUUUCUCGUAUUUAUCAUCAAAAUCAACGUGCUGAUAAACGAAAAGCUCAAAAGAAAGCACGAAUGGCUCGUAUACGAAUUGCCAAAGCGACAAGCGGUGCCGCAUUUUUAAGUAAAAAGAAAGAAACUGAGGCUCGAUUGGCUGCACAGGAGAAUAAUUUAAUGGAAAAUGGGGCCACAUCGGAAGAUAUUUUCGAGCUUCAACAUCAUCAUCUAUUACAAUGUCUGGAACGUACAACAGAUCGAGAAUUUGUCGAGCUUGAUGCACCAUUCAAUGGUCAGCCAAAUCGAUUAUCCUCGACACCGCCAAUAUCUCCAGUGACUUCAAUAGCAAUUGUGCCAACUAAAAGUACAUUUCGACGAUUAUUAGGAUCUUGUUGUAAAAAGAGUGAAAAUUAUGAGAAACAUGAUGCUAUCGAACAAGAAGAAUUAAGUCCAUUAUCAACAUUAACAAAUAAUAAUAAUAAUCCAAAUCUGGAAGAUUCAAAAGAAUCAAGUAGUAAAUUAAAACAAAAAAAUCAACAGCAACAACAACAACAACAAAGUCACAUGUUUCCAUUUGGAUCAACAUCUACAACUGAAAAACAACAACAACAACAACAACAAUCGCCUCAAUCAACUGAUGGUAUAGGUUAUGAUAAAGCUUCAAAUACACCAUCCACAACAACAACAACAUCGAUGACAAAAAAACCAAAUACAAGUCAAUUUAGUGUAUCAACUGUAGUACAUGUUCAAAAUGAAAAUAAUACACAACCAACGACAACAACAACAAUUAUCGGUCAAUCACAAUUACCGUCUUCCGAUGAUCUAACGACACAAAGUGAGAAUAAUAAUAUCAUUAAUCAAAGAGGUCCAUCAACAAAUUUAACGACAACAUCAUUGCAGCCGGAAUCAUCGAUUGAUGAUCCAAUUAAUAUUCCAUCUACAUCAUCCGGACAUCCCGAAUUAACUGUUGUUCGUAUAUCAAAAAUAUGAAUUGAAUUUUUUUUCAAUGAAUUCAUUUCAGCGAAAAAAAAAUAAAAAUAAUAAAUGUAAAGCCAAAUCAAACAAAACGAUAAUUUGAUUGAUCAAUUCUUGAUUGUUA
Dermatophagoides pteronyssinus (European house dust mite) is the source of this 2413-nucleotide messenger RNA. It is a transcript of the gene Shal, whose product is annotated as Potassium voltage-gated channel protein Shal. Lineage: Eukaryota; Metazoa; Arthropoda; Arachnida; Sarcoptiformes; Pyroglyphidae. Gene Ontology annotation, cellular component: voltage-gated potassium channel complex; membrane. The record is from RefSeq and is a predicted model, not a curated record. Gene Ontology annotation, biological process: potassium ion transmembrane transport; protein homooligomerization; action potential. Gene Ontology annotation, molecular function: A-type (transient outward) potassium channel activity; protein binding.